CUCCCGGCUACGCGGCGGCUCCGGGGCGCGGCGGGGGCCGGUCGUGGUGCGCGGAGGGGCGGUGCCGGCCAUUGGCCCCGAGCUCGCCGCCGCUGCGGGGAAUGGAGGCGCCGGCGCUGCGGGGCUUCCCCGAGGAGCAGUUUCUGGCCGCCUGCCGGGAGCUGGACCAGCCGGCGCCGGCGGCGGGGGGGCCCUGGCAGCUCCUGGUGGAGAGCAUGGGCGUGCGGAUCUACCGGCUGUACGAUGAGCAAUCAGGACUUUAUGAAUAUAAAAUCUUUGGUGGUCUUGCUGACUGCUCCCCAAAGCUGUGUGUGGAUGUCUAUAUGGACUUGGAUUUCAGAAAGCAGUGGGAUCAGUAUGUUAAAGAACUGCAUGAGAAAACAUAUGAUGGUGAAAACGUAAUCUACUGGGAAGUGAAGUACCCUUUCCCCCUCUCAAACAGAGAUUAUGUCUAUAUCCGUGAAUGCCGAGAGAUGGAUGUUGCUGGGCGGAAGGUCUGGGUUGUGUUAGCUCGGAGUGUGUCUGUUCCUCAGUGCCCUGAGAAGCCCGGUAUUAUCAGAGUUAAAAACUACAAACAAAGCCUGGCAAUUGAAAGUGAUGGCAAGACCGGAUCAAAAGUGUAUAUGUACUAUUUUGAUAAUCCUGGUGGCAUGAUUCCAUCAUGGCUGGUGAAUUGGGCUGCCAGGAGUGGCGUGCCUGCUUUCUUGAAGGAUAUACAGAAAGCUUGCCAUAAUUAUUCUAAGAGCACGUAGGUCAAAGUUGAUCUCAGUUGCUUAAUUCCUAGAGCUCUGCACUUUCAGGAGUGGCUAUGAUGUAUUACACUGGAUAAAAUCUACCUCUAAUAUUGGAAAAAAAUUUAUUAUAGUUGGUUUAUGCCUUGAAUUUGAUUAGAUCUUUGUUUCUAUCUCCAACUGAAGAGCUAGCCACUAACAAGGUAACAGCAGCAUCAGCUGCAUCCUUUGGAAAGAACAUAAGUUGAGCCUUGUCCCUCAUGCUUUGCUUCUGCUGAUUGUCACGUGCCAGCCAGAAGAGUUCUGUUGUCUCAAAUAUUGCAUCCUUGGACAAGAGACAACGAUCUUGCAAGGAGAAACAUCUGAACUUGGACUGAAAAUUCUCUGCAUGUCUUAUGCCUGGGUCUGCCUUCAUGGCCUUGCAGGGUGGUUGCCUACUGAAAAUGGGUAAUGGAACUUGGCAUUGCUGAGGAGGAAACACUUUUGCUGAUCAAGUUUUCAAUUAGUAAACUGUGUGCUAUAAACCUAUAAAAUGCUGAGGACAUGCAGGUAAAUUACUAGAAGUCUACAUCAGGAACUGGAGCUCUACGUUAUGAUGCCUCUUUAUAGUGGCUUUAAGUCCAGAGCUAAAAGGACUUGUGCCUAAAGCCUUGCAUUCACAUCUCAGUACCCCUGUAUGCAAAGUAAAAGCCAUUAGCUGUGUCCAGCUAGGAAAAAAAGGAGGAGUUAGCUUCCACAUCUAAUUUAAUGGGAACAAGUUAUAUCUUCAGAGUCAGUACCGUAUCUAGAAAGCAGCUUGGGUACCAGUUUGAGACUGGAAGUAAUUUUAAACUGGAUGCCUGCAACUGGUUGUGACUGAACCUGAUGUGAAAUUUUGGCUUGCUUGCAUUUGAAAUUUCAUGCUGCUGUGAAGAAUGGAACUGUAAUUUUGGAUGAUGAUCCACUGAAAGCACAACAGAGCAGGAAAUUACAUUUCCAGCACCUUUGCAGGGGGCAGAGAGGUGUUGGAGUGCAUAAAAGAUGAGAGGGCCUCAAUCUCAGGGAUUUAACCUGUUCUGCAUUGUUACUGAAUCUAAUCCUGCUACUGAACAAUUCUUGUACUGGGGUAGCUCUGUCCUGUUAAAAAAGAAAUGGUUGGAGUGAUUGCCUUUAUACUUUGUGUACAUAUUCAUUUCCAAUAAAUUAUUACUCCAUCCA
This is a messenger RNA of Neopsephotus bourkii (Bourke's parrot), 1928 nucleotides long. It is a transcript of the gene PCTP, whose product is annotated as phosphatidylcholine transfer protein. The transcript has 6 exons. The coding region runs from base 102 to 752 and encodes 216 amino acids. The record is from RefSeq and is a predicted model, not a curated record. NCBI's taxonomy places the organism in Eukaryota, Metazoa, Chordata, Aves, Psittaciformes, Psittacidae. Gene Ontology annotation, molecular function: phosphatidylcholine binding; phosphatidylcholine intramembrane carrier activity.